Messenger RNA from Cucurbitaria berberidis CBS 394.84, 2249 nucleotides. Its product is annotated as amino acid permease-like protein. Gene Ontology annotation, cellular component: membrane. NCBI's taxonomy places the organism in Eukaryota, Fungi, Ascomycota, Dothideomycetes, Pleosporales, Cucurbitariaceae. The record is from RefSeq and is a predicted model, not a curated record. Gene Ontology annotation, molecular function: transmembrane transporter activity. The transcript has 3 exons. The coding region runs from base 373 to 2061 and encodes 562 amino acids. Gene Ontology annotation, biological process: transmembrane transport.
CGCGUAUGUGGUUUGUUAUGUUCGUACAUAAUAAUGGCGCCCAGAUAUGAAGCUCGGGAGGCGGGAGGGAGCGUCUUUCUUCGCUAUCGCAUUUGCCAUCGCGCUACGUAAAGCUUGAAAUCUAGCCCUUGGGGUUUCCCCGCAGCUUGGGUCCGCGCCGGCGUUUUGCACGCGACAAGCCAGUCUCGUAUUUUUUCCCCAAGGACCCUUUGUGACGUCUACUGUGGUCUGCACUCCUUCCAUCCUUCCGUCCUUCCACGUUGCUUGUCCUCCUCCUGUUUUCUCGUUCUACAAAGGUCGCAUGCGCGAACGGCGGCCGUCUGAAAAGAGCUAGAUUUGGAUCGCUAGAAGCGGCGGGAUAUCGGCAAGAAGAUGGUCAAGAGAAGUCUUUCCCUCGCGGGGAGCGGAGGAGGUAGGAGGAGGGAGUCAAUAACAGAUCCGAGUGCGGAUGCAGCCCUCGCGAAGAUGGGCUACCAGUCCGAGUUGCCGCGGAAUCUGAGUAUGCUCAGUGUGCUGGGAAUGUCCUUUGCCAUCAUGGCCGUUCCAUUCGGAUUAUCGACAACCAUGUCUAUCACUUUGACAGACGGACAGAGCGUCACGAUUCUGUACGGAUGGAUCUUAGUGUCCUUGAUCUCGCUGUGCAUCGCGGCUUCUCUGGCUGAGAUUUGCGCCGUGUAUCCGACGGCUGGGGGUGUAUAUUAUUGGUCCGCCAUGCUCUCGACGCGCGAAUGGGCUCCUAUCGCUUCUUGGGUUACGGGGUGGCUGACCUUGGUCGGGAACUGGACUGUUACACUCUCUAUUAACUUCUCGGGGGCUCAGCUCAUCUUGUCUGCCAUUACGCUGUGGGACGUAAAUUUCGUGCCGAAUCAAUGGCAGACCGUCUUGGCUUUCUGGGCCGUCAUGUUGAUCUGCAUGAGCGUCAAUAUCUUUGGCGCAAAGUACCUUGAUCUGAUCAACAAGAUCUGCAUCUACUGGACCGCAAGCAGCGUCAUCAUUAUUCUAAUCACCCUCUUGACAAUGGCGGACACCAAGCGGGAUGCCGAUUUUGUUUUUACACAUUACGAUGCCAGUCGGAGUGGAUGGCCAUCCGGCUGGGCCUUCUUCGUUGGCCUGCUCCAAGCUGCUUAUACGCUCACAGGAUAUGGAAUGGUUGCAUCCAUGUGCGAAGAGGUGGCCUAUCCAGAACGCGAAGUGCCCAAAGCCAUUGUGCUCUCUGUGCUGGCAGCUGGUAUUACCGGCGUUGUUUACCUGAUCCCGAUCCUCUUCGUGCUCCCCGACGUGGAGUUUCUGCUCGGUGUAGCGAACGGACAACCCAUUGGGUUGUUAUUCAAGACGGUAACGGGAUCUGCUGCCGGUGGUUUCGGCCUUCUUUUCCUUAUCCUCGGCAUCCUAUUCUUCGCCGGCGUAGGCGCCCUCACAGCAGCGUCCCGCUGCACCUAUGCCUUUGCGCGCGACGGCGCAAUCCCCGGCUCGCGAUUUUGGAUGAAAGUAGACAAGCGUUUCGAUAUCCCUCUCAUGGCGCUCGUUCUCUCAACAACCGUCGACUGCCUCCUCGGGCUUAUAUUCUUUGGCUCCAGCGCGGCUUUCACCUCUUUCACGGGCGUAGCCACAAUCUGCCUAUCGACAUCAUAUGGCAUGCCCAUCCUAAUCUCCGUCCUCCGCGGGCGCAAGGCCGUCAAGAACUCUACCUUCAGCCUGGGGAGAUUUGGGUACGCCAUCAACAUUGCCAUGGUAGUCUGGAUCGGCUUGGCCGUUGUGCUGUUCUGUAUGCCGGUCAGCCUACCUGUCACUUCAGCUACUAUGAACUAUGCCAGCGUGGUCUUCGCGGGCUUUGCUAGCAUAUCAGUAGCUUGGUAUUUCAUCCGGGGUAGAAAGACUUUUACCGGGCCACCGGUACCGCAGGAUGUUGCCCCUGGAGAGCAAGUGCCUGUUGCAGGUCUAGCUGUUGAGGAGAGUCGGCAGGAUAGGAUGGGAGACGUUGAGGGUAAAGGGGAGAAGCUGAUCACUAGGUCAUCUCGUGAGAGCGAACGGAGCAGGGUAAGGUCGCCGUACAACUCCUGAUGGACUACUCCCAACUGCACAUUGGCCCGUAUACCCCUAAUCAUGUAUGUGUUAUAGUAGACUUUGUGUUAAGCAGCUAGAAUGCUAGCAAGCAGAUUGUACAAUUUGAAGUCUUCUAUAAAGUCGAUCUUACAGAUAGUAUUUGAAAUGUUAUUAGUAUGGACGCAAAAGUCGUCGUCCCUCGCGCA